Messenger RNA from Puntigrus tetrazona (Sumatra barb), 1943 nucleotides. Its product is annotated as galanin receptor type 1. Lineage: Eukaryota; Metazoa; Chordata; Actinopteri; Cypriniformes; Cyprinidae. Bases 623 to 1609 code for a protein of 328 amino acids. Gene Ontology annotation, biological process: neuropeptide signaling pathway. The transcript has 2 exons. Gene Ontology annotation, molecular function: G protein-coupled peptide receptor activity. The record is from RefSeq and is a predicted model, not a curated record. Gene Ontology annotation, cellular component: membrane.
UAGCCUCUCUGGCUGUUUGUUUCCGUUUGAAGCACGGCUUUCCACUCAAGAUCUUUUGAAUAAUAUCCUGGGAGUUCCAGCAGAUUGAUACUCUGGAUUAUUGAGCUCAUAAGAUACGGAAUUUGUGAACUUAUUCCUGAAGGUGGAAGAAAAAUCCAGCAAAUCCUUGGGAUGCAUUUACAGUUACUGAACUCACUACAGGCAAGUACAGCAUUGUUAUGGCUUUGGAUCUGCCGUAUCUGUAAUGGAAUUACAGAGGAAAUAAAUCCAUGGAACUACUAAUAAACAAUGAUUUCAGGCAAUGUCUUAUUUCUCACGAAGAGAGCUAAGAUAAUAGCAGUACUUCUGCACUCUGAGUCCUGCAAUCAUUAACUUUUGAUGCAUUCCUGAGCCUUUUAUCAAAUCUACUGUACAGUACUAUCUCUUCUGGACCUCACAGGCGAUACUACAAGAAUGCAUAAGGAUGUACACUGCAUAACCAUGUUGAUGUUUGAACAUUUUCUAAUCGUCUGAGAGAUGCCUCGGACAGGAAAUAGCAGUAUAUUAUAGAGGUGAAAAAUAUACUUGGAUUUAAGAUCCAAUUAAAUUUAUUAUUAGAUUGUUAAUUGUUGAACACUCCAUUAUGGUUAAUGGAAAUACCGAGUCGAACAGUUCCAGUCAUGGACUAAGUGAUGUUGAGCGAGUGUUGGUACCCGUAUUUGACAGCUUCAUUCUGGUAACUGGGGUGGUAGGACACAUCCUGGUUCUUAUCGUCAUCUGUCGUACGAUGCGGCGGGGAAGUGGACGGCCAGGUGGACUCCAACAAACAAAUGCAAAUGGCACAGAUGUUCUUCUUCUGUCAUUAAGUGUGGCGGACCUUCUCCUCCUUUCCUGUCUUCCAUAUCACACAGUCGCCAUUGCAACCCGUCACUGGCCGUUUGGAAGCUUCAUGUGCAAAUCUGUGAGUUUCUUGAGUGCGAUGUGUACGGCGGCGAGCGCGUUUACACUGGCCACUUUGGCUUUUGCGCGGUACAUCAUCGUGGUGCAUCAGUCAAAAGCAUAUCAAUGGAGAAGAGAGGGACGUUUAAAAAUAGUUGCAGGUGUACUGUGGAUACCAGCGGUCGUCCUGGCAUCGCCUCAGUUUGCUUGGAGGACUCUGGACAACCAUAAAGCCCUUGAGAACCUGGCAUGUUUCAAUUUCCUGUCUGACCAAGGCCAGUUGGCUUACGGAGUGUGCCACUUCCUACUCGCUUUUGCAUUUCCCCUUGGGAUCAUUGCAAUAGCCUAUGCCAAGAUAUACCAUUUCCUUAAAACAACUAGACAGAACCGCACAACUCAGACUGACCGUUUGGAGCACUACCAUGUGCAUGUGACCCAGAUUUCUGCUUUGUUAGUGCUGGCUUUUGCAGUGUGCUGGCUGCCAUCCUACGGCUUGAUGUUUGCCCAAAUAGCUGAAGGUGAUAAAGCGGCUGGUCCUUUACCUUAUUUUGGACCUUUUGCUACCUUUGCUCGCAUAAUGGCAACCUCUUCUACAGUGGCCAACCCCAUUCUCUAUGUUUUCACAUCCGAGAAAUUCAGGAAGGAACUAAUGGACCUGGGUCGAAGAGUCUGUGGACAAAGACUCUCCUAAAGUUAUAUGGUUAAUUACCAAGAUUUAAUCCAAGUUGCUUACAUGCUUGAAUGGCUUUAUAUAAUGUGCUAACAAUGAACAACUUGUUUAUAAACUAAUGUGUAGAACAUUUUUGUGAUGCAACAAAUGACCAAUGGUUUGGGCAAUAAGGAACCUAUGUACAGAUUUUUUUGCACAGCCCUAUACUGUAAAACGCCAAGAAGAACCAAACAGCUAGCUUUGCACAAUAUGUAUGUUUUCGCCACUAGAGGUUGCAUGUUCAAAACUGUACAGAUGGGUGGAACGAUGGGAGAUGUUGUUUUCACAAUUCAAAACAAUAAAUAAAUAAAAAAGA